Messenger RNA from Oryzias latipes (Japanese medaka), 987 nucleotides. It is a transcript of the gene fth1b, whose product is annotated as ferritin, heavy polypeptide 1b. Gene Ontology annotation, biological process: iron ion transport; intracellular iron ion homeostasis. The record is from RefSeq and is a predicted model, not a curated record. NCBI's taxonomy places the organism in Eukaryota, Metazoa, Chordata, Actinopteri, Beloniformes, Adrianichthyidae. Gene Ontology annotation, molecular function: ferrous iron binding; ferric iron binding. Gene Ontology annotation, cellular component: cytoplasm.
AGGUCUCUGACGUCAUUACUGGAUGCUCCUGCUAAGCUGCACAUCGUGUAACGUUCAGGAACAACAUUCGCGGUGGAGCAUUUAAACGUAAACAUUGAAGAGCAACGCGAGGAGCAUUUAUUGCGGAAGCUGCAAGUGCGCAAUCAGCGGGUCAGGUGUGAUCUACACAAAAAUGAAUUCCCAAAUCCGCCAAAACUUCAACCAGGACUGUGAAGCUGCCAUCAACAGACAGAUAAACUUGGAACUGUAUGCUUCCUAUGUUUAUCUUUCCAUGGCCUACUAUUUUGAAAGGGACGAUAAACAUUUACCCAAUUUUGCUAAGUUCUUUAACUCCCAGUCCAAAGAGGAGCGAGAGCAUGCAGAGAAGCUGAUGAGUCUGCAGAACAAGCGUGGAGGCCGGAUUUUUCUGCAAGACAUCAAAAAACCCGAUAGGGAUGAAUGGGGCAGCAGCCUAGAGGCUUUGGAGUGUGCCCUGCAGCUGGAGAAAAGUGUAAACCAAUCCUUACUUGACCUUCAGAAAUUGGCUACAGAUCAUGGCGAUCCUCAUAUGUGUGACUUCAUUGAAACCCACUUUCUGGAUGAGCAGGUGAAGUCCAUCAAACAACUGGCAGACUGGAUCUCAAACCUGCGGCGAAUGGGAGCCCCUCAGAACGGCAUGGCUGAAUAUCUCUUCGACAAACACACCAUGGACAAGGAGGCCAGUUAAAUCCGAACGGCGGCGUCCACAAUGCAUGCAGGCUGCACUCAUUUGCUGGGAGUUUGGAAGUUCCUGUGUUAAUGCUUCAUAUAAAUAAUAGAAGGUCUACCUAAAUAAAAGCAAUACAAACCUUUAAAUCAAAGCUGCUUAUGUAUUAUUUAGAAUAUUUUGUGUCUCGAGCAGUACCUGUUUGGGAGCUGCACUGCCAAGAAAUAUAUUCAUGUGAUGAACAUAAAUGUAAUGGAGAAAUGCAAUAAUAAUAAUAAAACAGAAUUAUCAGGAAAUAAAAA